UGCGUGUGUGUGUGUGUGUUACACUACAGCAUCUCUCCCUCAACCCGCCGCCCACUCCAUUCCGACCACCGAGCCAGACGCCCGCUGCAGCCUCGCCGGCUUCGUCUCAUCACAUCGGCCGUUGCGCUUUUCUUCAUUUGAGGAGGAGGAGGACGGACGAAAAAAAGAAAGAACAUCCGCGACAUUUCGCCAUGGCGAGCACCGAAGACAAACCAGCCGACAAGGAGAAUGUGUCAAACUGGAAGGAUUCAAUCUACAACCCGAGGACCGGGGAGUUAAUGGGUCGCACCGCCAGCAGCUGGGGCCUCAUUCUGUUAUUUUACCUGAUAUUCUACUGUUUCUUGGCUGGCAUGUUUGCCCUGACCAUGUGGGUGAUGCUGCUCACGCUGGAUGACUAUGUGCCAAAGUACAGAGACCGUGUCCCUCAUCCAGGGUUGGUGAUUCGCCCACACUCACUGGACAUUUGGAUCAACAAAUCUGAUCCUUUCAAGUACGCACAAUACAUCCAACACCUGGAGUCCUUCCUGCAAAAGUAUAAUGACACCGAACAGGAGAGGAACGAGUUGUGUCGUCCGGGGGAGUAUUUCUUGCAGGGGGACGAAGGCAUAGAGAAGAAAGCUUGUCAGUUCAAGAGGAGCUUGCUGAGCCGCUGCUCUGGCCUGGCCGACACCAAUUUCGGAUAUGCAGAGGGCAAACCUUGUGUACUGCUCAAAAUGAACAGGAUUAUUGGCCUGAUGCCACGCGGGGACCCCUAUAUUAACUGUACAGCAAAGAGAGACACUCCAGUGCAGAUGCAGUAUUUCCCCAGUGAGGGACGCAUUGAUAAGAUGUAUUUCCCCUACUACGGGAAGAAAGCUCACGAGAGUUACGUGCAGCCCCUGGUGGCCGUCAAGCUGCUGCUGUCCAAGGAGGACUACAACACGGAGCUGACGGUGGAGUGCAGGGUGGAGGGCUCUGACAUCCGCAACAAUGACGACAGGGAUAAGUUCCUGGGCCGUGUCACCUUCCGGGUUAAGGUGUUUGAGUAAGGAAAAUAAGGAAUGGUGGGGGGGGGGGACGUGGCCAGAAGCUGCCCAUUUAGCUAGGGAUUUACAAUUUGAAAAAAGGAAGGAAGUGUCAAAGACGUCAAAGAGAGCGCGCUCCCGUUUGGCUAGCUUGUUUGUCAUGAUGUAGAAUGAUGGUUUGGUUUUUUUUUUUGUUUUGGGUUUUUUUUUUACCCCUCUGGCCCUUCCUUAUUCCCAUUUUAAGAUUUCUGGCUGUUGUCAUUCUGGCCUCUUAAGACAUCCCGAUGAUUCAUAGGCUCUGUUCCACCGAUGCUCCCUUCCAUCCAUGCAUACACUCGUUGCACUGUUCCUUGUUCUCACUCACCUCUUUGUCGUACUGACGAGACUGGAUAAUUAUAGGCAUUUCAGGAAAGCCAUGUAGAGUUGAUGAUAUAGUAGUCUUUAGUUUGUUCUUGUUUUGUUUUUUUGUUUUAUUUUUUUGGGGUUUUUUUUUUUUUUUUUUUAGAUCUGUCCAUCAUCUGUCGGAUGUCACUUAAAACUAUACAAAUCAUUAUGUCUGGUCUGAAAAGGGUUGUAUCUUACUGUAUAGUAUAGGUGAUAUUGUAGAACAUUUCCAACACGCUUUCACGGUACUCAUGGUUCAGCAUCCCACUGUCUUUUUCACAUAUUUGAAGACCGUCUUCAUACAGGAACGUACCUUGAUAAUCAAGUAUAACCACUAUAUCCAUAUGUAUGAAAUGCCAAUUACGAUGCCCCUUUCCACUUAAUAGGUUUUAAUUCUUAUCAUAUCUAGGAAAUUGUAGAUAGAUUUUAAUGUAGUGGUUUUUACUUAACCACAAACCCCAGUCUUGCGCUGUCUGUCUGGGUGGCUGCAUGUGUGUCUGUCUGUCUACUUGUCCUUCUUCCUGGCUGGCUCGACAUUCCCGCCUCCCCACUGCAAUAGCCAAUGUGUGGGUAAGCGUUCUAGGACUUGAUUUUAGUCUUGCUUCACCCAAGUGGGUGCUAUAUAUUGAUGGUGGCUGAGGUGACACAAACACACAAGCACACACACACACACACACAUGCAUACACACACAAACAGAGGUACAGUGUAAAAUGCUUUUUUGGCCAAGAGGUGCUGGAAAGCACUGUAAAAAUGAAGUUCACUGUAUCCAAUGUACUGUAUAUUCUUAUGUGUCUGUAUAUCUACCUGGGUCUGCAAGGUUUGUCAGUUUACUCUCUUCUUCAGUCUGUGGAUCUGAUUGUCUGCUAGUUUGUCUAUUGCAACUCAAUGUAUAUAUAUAUACACUAUUUACCAUAUUUACUGAGUUCACACUGUAUUUUUGUCUCAAAACACAACAAUCUGUGCACUGUAAAGAAAUAAUUUAAACAAAGAUUUACAGGAAAUUAUCUUAUUCAAAGUUAUGUUUACACAGUCUUAGAAGGAACCCGCGUUUGAAAGAACAACUUGUAACAUCUCUUCAGGGUGCCUUAAGACCUGAUGAAAUAAAUUGUGGAAUAAAGGGGAUU
Messenger RNA from Lampris incognitus (smalleye Pacific opah), 2513 nucleotides. RefSeq names its product ATPase Na+/K+ transporting subunit beta 3a (gene atp1b3a). Gene Ontology annotation, molecular function: ATPase activator activity. The transcript is spliced from 7 exons. Gene Ontology annotation, cellular component: sodium:potassium-exchanging ATPase complex. Gene Ontology annotation, biological process: intracellular sodium ion homeostasis; intracellular potassium ion homeostasis; potassium ion import across plasma membrane. The coding region runs from base 192 to 1028 and encodes 278 amino acids. NCBI's taxonomy places the organism in Eukaryota, Metazoa, Chordata, Actinopteri, Lampriformes, Lampridae. The record is from RefSeq and is a predicted model, not a curated record.